UAAUUUCGUGAGUUUAUAAUCUGCAGCCGUUGAAGUACUGCUUCCUAUUCCGGCGCCUGUAAGUCGCUUCUACUAAGGGUUUGGUCUGUGCAAUGGACGGCAUUGUUCCAGAUAUAACAGUUGGUACAAAGCGGGGAUCUGACGAACUUUUUGCUACUUGUGUUGCUAACGGACCGCCUCUUGUCAUGAGCAACAACCCAUCUUCAGCUAAUGGAAAUGACAGCAAGAAAUUUAAGGGUGACAACAGAAACCCAGGGAUCCCUUCCCGUGUAAUCCAUGUUCGAAAACUUCCCAGUGAUGUCACGGAAGCAGAAGUUAUUUCCUUGGGAUUACCUUUCGGCAAGGUCACCAAUCUUCUUAUGCUGAAAGGCAAAAGUCAGGCUUUUAUAGAAAUGAAUACAGAGGAAGCAGCAAACACUAUGCUAAGUUAUUACGCCACAGUGACUCCAGUUCUUAGAAGUCAGCCCAUCUACAUUCAGUUUUCCAACCACAAGGAACUCAGAACAGAGAACUCUCCAAACCAAGCA
Ornithorhynchus anatinus (platypus) is the source of this 527-nucleotide messenger RNA. Its product is annotated as polypyrimidine tract-binding protein 1-like. Gene Ontology annotation, molecular function: mRNA binding. The record is from RefSeq and is a predicted model, not a curated record. Gene Ontology annotation, biological process: regulation of cell differentiation; regulation of RNA splicing. NCBI's taxonomy places the organism in Eukaryota, Metazoa, Chordata, Mammalia, Monotremata, Ornithorhynchidae. The annotation marks the transcript as partial. The transcript has 5 exons. Gene Ontology annotation, cellular component: nucleus.